Messenger RNA from Poeciliopsis prolifica (blackstripe livebearer), 2441 nucleotides. Its product is annotated as beta-galactosidase-1-like protein 2. Bases 505 to 2184 code for a protein of 559 amino acids. Gene Ontology annotation, cellular component: vacuole. The record is from RefSeq and is a predicted model, not a curated record. Gene Ontology annotation, molecular function: beta-galactosidase activity. NCBI's taxonomy places the organism in Eukaryota, Metazoa, Chordata, Actinopteri, Cyprinodontiformes, Poeciliidae. Gene Ontology annotation, biological process: carbohydrate metabolic process. The transcript has 18 exons.
GGGAGAGCAUUAUGACACUGUUGUUCUCCAACAACAAUAGUUAGCCUUAUUCACAACGCUGUGUUCGAGGCCUCCCAGCACUAUUUGACCCUCAGAUGCUCUCUGAUCAGGCUCACAGUGGUUUGGAAGCAAUCUGGAUUUUCUCUGAAAUUUCAACAUUUUGGACAUUUAAGCUAAGGCUUGAUCUCAUAUUUAAGUGAGGACAAUGAACAGUUUGGAGGGACUGAGGGCCGACUCCUCUCAGUUCACUCUGAGAGGGGAGCCCUUCCGCAUCCUGGGAGGCUCCAUCCAUUACUUCCGCGUGCCCAGACCAUACUGGAAGGACCGACUACUGAAGAUGAAGGCGUGUGGUCUCAAUACUCUUACAACGUGUGUAUAUCUGUAAACAUAGAUGCAAAUGGAUGAAAUGUCUGAAUGAUAUGUGCCAUGGAACCUGCAUGAGCCUGAAAGAGGGACAUUUAACUUUCAAGAUCAGCUAGAUCUCAGGAAAGGCUCUGCAUAAUCAUGUUUAUUUUUAUUUUAUUUUUUCUGGAAUACAGCAAAAGGUUUUAUGAGUUAUUAGUUUUGAACAGAACAGAACAUUUGUGUGUCUCUUUCAGGGCCUAUAUCAGCUUAGCAGCAGAGACAGGUUUCUGGGUGAUUCUACGGCCAGGACCUUACAUCUGUGCUGAAUGGGACUUGGGUGGCUUGCCAAGCUGGUUGCUACAAGAUAAAGACAUUCAGUUGAGAACAACUUACCCCGGAUUUGUAAAUGCUGUCAACUUGUACUUUGACAAACUUGUUUCAGUUGUCCAACCUCUGAUGUUUGAGAAUGGAGGACCAAUCAUUGCUCUCCAAUUAGAGAAUGAGUAUGGAUCAUUUGCAAAGGACGAUGAGUAUAUGCCUUUUUUAAAGAAUUGUCUCCAGUCCAAAGGGGUCAAUGAGCUCCUUCUAACAUCUGACAACUGGGAAGGUUUGAGAUACAGAAGGAUGGAGGGAGUUCUAAAAACAAUAAACCUUCAGAGGUUGUCAUUUGGAGCCAUUCAGCACUUAGCAUGCAUGCAGCCCCAGAAACCUUUAAUGGUGAUGGAAUAUUGGUCUGGGUGGUUUGAUGUCUGGGGAGAGCAUCAUCAUGUGUUCCAUGCAGAAGACAUGCUUGGCGUGGUGUCAGAAAUCCUGGAGAGAGGUGUUUCCAUUAACCUGUACAUGUUUCAUGGUGGGACCAGCUUUGGCUUCAUGAAUGGAGCAAUGGACUUUGGCACCUACAAACCCCAGGUCACAAGUUAUGAUUAUGAUGCUCCGCUAUCUGAAGCUGGAGAUUGCACUAUCAAAUAUGAAAUUUUGAGGGAUUUAUUCAGCCAGUAUAACUCGGAGCCUCUUCCUGAAGUGCCUUCUCCUCAGGAGAGGAAAGCUUAUGAGCCAGUGUACACACAGCUGUACCUUUCUCUGUGGGAUGCUGUACAGUUCAUAGAUAAGCCAUGCAGGUCAGAGAAGCCAAUAAACAUGGAGAAUCUCCCAGUCAACAACAACAAUGGUCAGUCAUAUGGUUAUACACUGUAUGAAACCACCAUCAGCAAUGGAGGAGUAUUAAACUCUGGGAACAACAUCAGAGACAGAGCACUGGUGUUCUUGGAUCGAGAAUAUGUAGGAUGUUUGGACUACAAGACUCAUGAAGUCAUCUUGCCUGAUGCCAAGAGAGAGAGGACCUUGGCUGUACUUGUUGAAAACUGUGGAAGAGUGAAUUAUGGUAAAGCACUUGAUAACCAGCGCAAAGGUAUUGUGGGAGACAUUGUACUUAAUCAUACACCACUGAGAGGAUUCACCACCUUCUGUUUUGAUCUAAAGCCAGCCUUUAUAAAAAGGUUGUCAAGUUCAGGUCAGUGGAAAACCGACUUCAAGUCAGUGCCAGUUCCAGGAUUUUUCCAGGCCAAGCUCAUUUUGGACGGUCCUCCAAAAGACACCUUCAUCAAGCUUCCUAACUGGGGUAAAGGAGUGGUGUUUGUCAAUGGCCAGAACCUUGGUCGUUACUGGUUCAUUGGUCCCCAGCAUUUCCUCUAUCUCCCAGGACCUUGGCUAAGAAGCGGAGACAACCAGAUCAUUAUUUUUGAAGAAGAAAAAGUUGAUGGAAAAAUUAUGUUUUCUGAAAAUCCUGAAUAUGGAAAAACUAUUGAUGUUUACAAACUUCCCUUUUGCAGUUUGCUGUAAACAUUGUACACACACACUAAGAAAUUAUUAUUUAUUGUUACUGAAAUUUAAGAUGAAUUAUAUAAACCAGUUAACAAAGUAGGGUUGUUUGUAAUUGCCCAUUGUAGCAGUUUAACAUAAUUUAUUCAGAAGUUAAUGUUUUUGCUAUUGAUUAAUUUAGUUUCAUAACUUGUAAUGCUUUGCAUUAUUAUAAGGCCUGUUGGGUGGAGUACUCUUUUAAACAAAUGUACACUAACAAUUCAACACAACUUAAUAAU